CUCUCCCUCCCCCUCCCUCACUCACUCACUUAAAAAGAAGGGUGAUCCCCCUUGAUCCUCCCUGUGUGCUCACUCACACAACAUAACCAACCAUAUUCUCCCUCCUCCUCCAUAAUCACUCACAUCUCUCUCAUGUGAAAGCUAGCUAGCUAGCUAGCCAACUCAACAAGAAAGAGCAUCGAUCGUAACUUGAUUAUGGCUUCACCAUCUGAUCUUAGCUUGGAUUACAAGCCCAACAACUAUCCGAUAAUCCAAAAGCCGGUCGGAGAGCACCCCAACCAGACGCAGAAGAUUCAGGAGUUCCUCGCCCGCCUUGAAGAGGAGCGGCUUAAGAUCGAAGCGUUCAAGCGCGAGCUCCCUCUCUGUUUGCAGCUCCUCAACAAUGCCGUGGAGGCAUACAGGCAACAAUUGGAAGCAUAUCAAACCAGCCAGGGGCCGAGGCCAGUUCUCGAAGAAUUCAUACCUGUCAAGCAGAUGAGCGUCGACGGGCUCGAGACGCCAAACGGGCCUUCGUCCGAGAAGGCUAGCUGGAUGAUCUCGGCCCAACUGUGGAGCAAUCCAGCAGAGAGCAAGCCGCAGCAAGCACCGAAGGGUGGCGGUGACGUCAGCCCUAAGCUGGGGCUGCUCGAUGCCAAGCAGCGGAACGGCGGUGGUGGUGCUUUCCUCCCUUUCUCCAAGGAGAAGGCAAAAGGCGGUGGUGGUGUGACGCCGAGGGGGCUUCCGGAGUUGGCUCUCGCUUCGGCGGACAAGGGGGAGGAGGAGAAGAAGGGCGGCGUUGCGGUGAUGGAGAAUGGAGGGUUCGGAGGGAGGAGAGAGAACGGAGGAAAAGGUGUAGGAACGGAGCAAGCGAAAGGAGGAAACGUGGCCGAGGGGGCGGCGGCAGCAGCUGCAGUUGCGCCACCCCCGCAAACUCAUCGGAAGGCUCGGCGGUGCUGGUCGCCGGACUUGCACCGCCGGUUUGUUAAUGCCCUUCAGAUGCUCGGUGGUUCUCAAGUGGCCACACCAAAGCAGAUAAGAGAGCUCAUGAAGGUUGAUGGAUUGACCAAUGAUGAGGUGAAAAGUCAUUUGCAGAAAUAUAGGCUCCACACUCGGCGGCCGAUCCCGGCACCACCGGCAUCGGCGGCAGCAGCGCCGCAACUGGUGGUGCUCGGAGGCAUCUGGGUCCCACCGGAGUACGCCACAACAGCUGCCGGUCCUGCCAUCUACGGCGCGCACCCGGGCCCCGCCCACUACUGCACAGCGCCCGUGCCGCAGGACUUCUACCCGACCGCCACCGGAGUGGCGCCGCUGCCCCACCACCAAAUCCACCCGGCCCUCCACCGCAGCGCCGCCACCGCUACUGUCUCCGCCGUCCCCACCGCCUACAGGGGCCAUCGCGGGUCCCCCGAGUCCGACAUGAGGAGCGGCGGGGAGCAGUCGAUGGAAAGCAUCGAGGACGAGGAGGAGGAGGAGGAGGAGGAGGGGGGGGAGCAGAGAGCAGCAGAAGAGGAAGGGGACGAGGGAGUGGCGGUGGAAGAGGCGAUGAAGGCGGGGGAAGGCGACGGCGGCGACGACGUGGCUCUCAAGUUCUGAAGCUUCAAUUGUUUCUACUUUUCGGUAGUUUUGAUGUUGAGGUUUUUGGAGGUAGGCGUGCUUCUUCCGUACGUUCCCAUUGCGGAGAUUAGAAACCGAGAGAGAAAGGCGAAAGAGAUUGUGCAUGGUGUUAUAAAUUGUUUGUAUUUAGUGGUUAGCUAUAAGGACUUUUGUUAUGUUAAUUAAUUAUACUCUCCUGAUCAUUGCUCUUCCCA
Ananas comosus (pineapple) is the source of this 1787-nucleotide messenger RNA. RefSeq names its product myb family transcription factor EFM. Gene Ontology annotation, biological process: regulation of DNA-templated transcription. The transcript has 4 exons. NCBI's taxonomy places the organism in Eukaryota, Viridiplantae, Streptophyta, Magnoliopsida, Poales, Bromeliaceae. Gene Ontology annotation, molecular function: DNA-binding transcription factor activity; DNA binding. The record is from RefSeq and is a predicted model, not a curated record. The coding region runs from base 196 to 1572 and encodes 458 amino acids.